Scleropages formosus (Asian bonytongue) is the source of this 3959-nucleotide messenger RNA. Its product is annotated as protein mono-ADP-ribosyltransferase PARP14-like. Gene Ontology annotation, biological process: negative regulation of gene expression; protein poly-ADP-ribosylation. Gene Ontology annotation, molecular function: nucleic acid binding; transcription corepressor activity; NAD+ poly-ADP-ribosyltransferase activity. The record is from RefSeq and is a predicted model, not a curated record. NCBI's taxonomy places the organism in Eukaryota, Metazoa, Chordata, Actinopteri, Osteoglossiformes, Osteoglossidae. Gene Ontology annotation, cellular component: nucleus; cytoplasm. The coding region runs from base 69 to 3779 and encodes 1236 amino acids. The transcript has 13 exons.
UCCGCUGGGUGCCGUACGGCCGCAGGACUCCGUCUAUUUUGCAGUCUCAGGUGUUUUCCAGUGGAAGGAUGGAAGAUCAUCCAUUCCCAGUAGUGGUUGAGGGCGACUGGGAACAAAAUACUAAUAAAGUGAAGAAAAAGCUCCAGAUUUACUUCCAGAGCCCCAAAAACUCUGGUGGGGGAGAAUGUGUAGUAGAAUUUGACACAUCUGGCAAUAAAGCAAUUGUAUGGUUCAAAUCUGAUGUCAGAGAAAACAUUCUCCAAAGAAAGAACCAUGUCGUUAAUAUAGACAGUAAGGACGUGAACCUGAGAGUGUCAAUAGCAGAACUGCCUGAAGGUGCUACUGAUAGUCAUGUGGGAGAACUCUUCCGUAAACAUGAGUCAGGUGUUGAAAAGGUCCAGAAUUCCCUACAAGCCAAAACUGAAGAAAUACACAUAACUAACAUAAUUUUGUUAGAGAAUUUGAAGAGCAUUGAAAAAGACAUUUUAGUAAUGAUGGUUAAGGAAAUUAGCAAAGAUGAGUUUUCAGCAGAAUUGCACAAAAACAUCAAAAAAGCCAUCGUUUCCUUCAGCAACACUGAUGAUGCAACUCAGUUUCUUGUGGAUUGCUCCAGUAACAAAAAAUUUCUGCAGUACGGUCUCAGUGCCAGGCCUCUUGAGCAGACCAGGAGUGUGAGGGUUGAAAAUUUGCCAUCUAACACCACAGAGGGGUUGCUGAAGUCUUCUUUUGAAAGGGCAAAGAGUGGAGGAGGCCCAGUGGAAGCCAUUAAAAUGAUACCGGAGGAACAAGCUGCGAUCAUCACUUUCAUCGAUCCUCAAGUUCUGGAAACUCUGCAAAACAACAGACAGUACGUCUGUGAGGUUCCCAUCAAUGUGUACCCCUACUACGACUCCAUAGGCAUGGCUCUGUCUGUGGCCAAAGGAACAACAGUAACAACAGGAGUGGCUACAGGUGCAGAGAGGCUAAAACCAGUGGAAGAGGAAGUACUGCAAACAACGACAAGACAAUUUGAAAUGGAAAAGGAGUGCGUGUCAGAGGAGAUUUAUCUGGAACCUACCAUGUUCUACAUCCUGGAGCAAGGUGGAAUUAAGCAGGGUACUACUGGAAAAUUUCCUGAACCAAAGCUUACUUACAUUCCAGAUGUUCAGAAGCUGGUCAUUUUUGGUUUGCCCAAUGAAGUAUCAGCCAUAAAACAUGACAUACAGCUGAAAAUUAACAAAAUUAAACAAACAUCUGUUGAUGUUGAUGUCACUCUACUAAGCUUUCUUAGUGAAGUGGACAACAAGAAGAUGAGUUUGCAAAUGUUUUCUUCCUGUAAAAUUAAUGCUCUGUACAAAAUAGUUAGUGGGGCUGUGUUCAUUGUUGCGAGCUGUGACCAAACUUUAGCUAAGGCAGAAACACGGUUGAAGAAGGUCUUGAUGACGCAGCAUAUGAAUGUGCAGGAUCCAGAGAUUCUAAAGAAACCAGAGUGGCUGAAGUUUAAAGCAGAGUUAGUGGAGGCCUACAAUUCAGCCUGCAAAACAGUAACAAUAAACUAUGUUACAGAAAGUACACUAGUAAUAUGUGGGCUGAGUAAGCAAGUGAUGGCAGUCUGUGAAAGAGUGUCAGAUUUCAUAAACAAAAACACACAUGUUGAAGAGUUUGUCCCAGUUCAGUGCAACACAGUCCUAGAGUUCAUACAGGUAUUUGAAUCCCAAGCCUGGCAAAAAUAUAACAGUAACAAUGGAGUAAAAAUUCUCUUUGAGAAUAAUGGUCCACAUGUAAAACUGUCUGGGGGAAGUCUCCUGGUUCAAGAGCUGAAGUCUUUAUUUCACAAGUUAGCAGAUCCCCUAUUCACUGAUUGCCUGAGGAUCUGUAAUCCUGGGGCUAGGAAGCACUUCCUGGAAAAACAGAAUUUACUUACCACAUUUUUGAUUAAGCAUUACAACUGUGUAGUAAUGCUUGAAGACAACAAGUUAGAAGUGGGUGGAGAGGAAGCCAAGAAGAACACGGCAGAACAGGAAGAUAAAGAUGUGCAAUGGACUUGUAAAGUAAAGAUGCCAAAUGGAGAAGUCAUUGUUGUUGGCAAAGCCAACCUCUGUCGAGUUGCUGUAGAUGCUGUUGUCAAUGCUGCUAACGGACAUCUGAGGCACACGGGUGGUCUGGCUGGAGCGCUUGUCUUUGCUGCAGGACCUCAAUUACAGGAUGACAGUGACCAGUAUAUCAAGAAAAAUGGCCCUCUGAGGACUGGACAAGCCAUUGCUACAGCAGCGGGCCAACUCCCUUGUCGGAUUAUUAUCCAUGCAGUUGGUCCAAGGUAUAGAGAGACAGACAACGCUACAGCUGUGCGGCUCCUUAAGCGUGCUGUGUUGGAGAACUUGAUUGUGGCUGUGAAAAAUAAUUCCUCCACAAUAGCUAUUCCAGCUAUAAGCUCUGGGAUUUUUGGCUUUCCACUGAACUUGUGUGCUGAGACCAUUGCAAAGACUGUGCGAGAGCACUGUGAGAAACCUCCGGAAGGCAGGGGCACUCUGAGUAAGAUCUACCUGUUAAAUCAUGAUGACAAGACUGUCCAAGCCAUGACCACGGCUGUGAUGAAAGUGUUUGAAGACAUGCAGAUGCAGCUCCCAGCACAAUGGAACCAACCAAAGAGCAAUGCAUCCUCAAACAAGCAAAAAUAUGCACAAGGAAGGAAGAAUCUCAACAACAGUGAUAUUGUUGGAAAAGAAAAAACUGAAUCCAUCCAAGGAGCAGCAUCCAUAGAAGCAGAUGUUGCUCAGACACCACAGGAAAGUCCUGCCUUUUUCAGCUUCAUCUCCAUACCCAGUCCAGGCAGAUACAUGAUGCAAAUUGGGCAAAUUACUUUCAAAGUGUUAUCAGAAGGUAACGUGGAGGAGGUCACUGAUGCAGUUGUCAUCUUCAGUAGUAAUGCCUUUACUCCAAAAUCAGGUGCAUUGCCAAACUGUGGAAUUGCAGUGACCCAGUCAGGACACCUACCUUUAGUCAUUCAUGUUUGCAUUGAAAAUAAUACCAAUGACAUCAAGAAAAAAAUACUUGAUGCGCUCCUGAAGUGUGAAGAGAACAAGUGCACGUCUGCCCGUUUUCCUGCGGUGGACACAAGCAUGGGAGGACUUCCUCCAUCGUCUGUCCCAGAUGCAUUUUUGGGUGCUGUGGCUGAGUUUCAGAUGAAAAGGAAAGGGCGACAUUUACAGGCCGUGAAUGUGGCGGUCUUCCACUCAGAUAUGGUUGUAGACUUUUACAAGAGCAUGAAGGCAAGGGAGGCACAACCCUGCACAGCACUGCAAAAAUCAUCUUGGUUUUCGAAUCCCUUCAGUGGAGUUGCCGGAACAAGCGGUGUAACAAAUGAAGCCUCUAGUAGAAGACAUGGAGAAGAGGCAGAUAAAGGCUUCACCUUGGACAGGGGAAAAGAUAUAGAGAGUGAACCAAAGACCAGGAAGUUUGACCUUUCUGUCUAUCAGUCAGUGGGAAAGAACUUCACUCCUGUAGUCUUUCAGUUCUGUGGUCAAAGUGCAGAAGAUGUGGCAAGGGCAAAAGAAGAGUUUUAUAACAUCAUUAAAGGAGAACUACGAGAGUGUACAAUUGAACACCAGUGUAUUGCCAAAAUCUCAGCAGAGGAUUUUGUGAAGCUGAAUGAUCUGGAGAGGAAGCUAACAGUCAAGAUUCUUCUGGAGAAGCAUCCCAAACCUUUAUUUCAUCUGGAAGGGCUCACCCAAGAUGUGCUUACAGCUGAAGAAGAGAUUACAGGGAUCAUCAAUGACAUAAUACUAGCUGAGAAAGCAUAAUGUUUAUUUUACUUGAGCAGUAAAAUGUCAGAUGUUGUUUACUGGAAGAAUUCAUAACCUUUUCUGUGUUGGUAAAUUGAAUAAGAGGUGUGGCAGGUGGUUUAGUGGUUACAACCACUGCUUGUGGAUUCAAAGAACCCAAGUUGAUAUCCUGCUGCCUACUAUGGGACACUUACUUAA